GCUCUGCGACGUCUAGAUAAUUUUCUUUCUUUCCCACGUGUGUCUUUUCCCCUCUUAUCUUAAAGUUCUAUUUAUUUACUUUUCUAAAUAAUGCGGCCGUUAACGGAUGAAGAGACGAAAGUAAUGUUUGAAAAGCUCUCCAAGUACAUCGGAGAGAACAUUAAGCUUCUUGUGGAUAGACCGGAUGGGACGUACUGCUUCAGACUGCACCACGAUCGCGUGUACUACAUCAGUGAAAAGAUACUGAAGUUGGCCACGAAUAUCUCCCGGGGCAAGCUGGUGUCCGUCGGUACGUGUUUCGGGAAGUUCACAAAGACUCAGACGUUUCGGUUGCACAUCACGGCUCUGGAUUUUCUCGCUCCUUACGCCAAGUAUAAAGUGUGGGUGAAGCCUGGAGCUGAGCAGUCGUUCCUCUACGGCAACCACAUCAUGAAGUCCGGCUUGGGCAGGAUUACAGAAAACACGAAUAAAUACCAAGGAAUUGUGGUUUACUCGAUGGCAGACGUACCACUGGGUUUCGGAGUGGCAGCGAAAUCCACACAGGAAUGCCGCAAAGUGGAUCCCAUGGCCAUUGUGGCGUUGCACCAAGCUGAUGUUGGAGAGUACAUCAGAAACGAGGACACGCUCACCUAACACACUCCUACAUCUCAGACUGGACUGUCUGGGGUUUUUUUUUUUUUUUUUAAUAUAUGGACAUCGUGUCUUUUCAGUCGUUUGUUAACGAUGGUUUGAUUUUUCCGAAAGAUCACUGCUGGAGAAAAGCGCAAAGCACCCAAUAAAUACAGUCCCCUCCGAAAGUAUUGGAACAGGAAGGCCAGUCCUGUCGUUUUCUCUGUACACGGAAGACAUUCGGGUUUGAGAGUAGAAGACGGAUACGAGACGGCAGCUUUCGUUUCCUCAUAUUUUACGUCUAGACGUGUUUAAAAAUAACUUAAAGCAUGGUGUCUUGGGUGCAACUAAUUUUCAGGUGAGCAAAAGUAUAGGAACAGAUAUGUCUGAAAGUAUAUAACACUUAAUAUUUGGGUGCAUUUCCCGUGUUUGCAAUAAUCGCAUCGAGCAUGAGACUUGUUGACAUUUGACCAAAUUGCUGGGGUUUUUUUGUGAUUCUUUUCCAGGCUUUUACCACAGCCUGUUUGCGUUGUUUGUUGAGGGGGAGGGGGGGGGAUUCUCCUUACAGGGAGAAUGUCUGGUGAUUUAACUUGGCCAGUCUUAAACCUUUCACUUUCCCCCCUUAUAAAGUCAUUUGCUGAGGUGGAAGUGUGUUUUGGAUCGUUGUCUUGCUGCAUGAUGAAGUUCCUACCAAUUAGAUUGGAUGCAUUUCUCUGUAAAUUGUCAAACAAAAUGUUCCUGUCAACUUCUGAAUUCACUCUGCUGCUACCAUCAUGAGUUCUAUCAUCAAUAAAGAUUAGUGAGAAUGUUCCAGAAGCAGCCACGCAAGCCUAAGCCGUGACGCUUCCUCCACCAUGUUUCACAGAUGAGCUUGUAUGUUUUGGACCAUGAACAGAUCCUUUCUCUCAGUCAAUCUGCUAGAGGUUAAUCUUGGUUCCAGAACUUUCAUGGCACGUCUCUGUAUUUCUUCGCGAAUUCCAACACGGCUUUCCGAUUCUUACUGCUGACGAGGGGUUUGCACGGUCUACAGUUCCGCACUCGAACACAUCCAGAUGUAAAUAUGAGGAAACCAAAGCCGAAAUUCUAAUCUAUCGGCUCACGUUCGUCUGUUGGUCCCGAACACAAAUGCCUUCGAUGUAUAGUGAAAAAUCUUUUCGAUUGACCUUGCCGUUCCAAUACUUUCAGAGGGGACUGUUCAUGUACAGGAUCUCAAUUCUGGCAAAAAAAAAAAAAAAUUAUAAUAAUAAAUUCCCCAAAACACACACUCUCUGUAUGUACAAUUUCAGUAAAUGUGAUUGUUUACUCUCUAUAAUGAUAAACAAUAAAUUUGGUUGUUUGUUUAAUAAAGUCAUUGAUUAUAUGCCGUAA
This is a messenger RNA of Ictalurus punctatus (channel catfish), 1977 nucleotides long. It is a transcript of the gene nip7, whose product is annotated as NIP7 nucleolar pre-rRNA processing protein. Gene Ontology annotation, cellular component: preribosome, large subunit precursor; nucleolus; nucleus. The transcript has 5 exons. The coding region runs from base 91 to 633 and encodes 180 amino acids. NCBI's taxonomy places the organism in Eukaryota, Metazoa, Chordata, Actinopteri, Siluriformes, Ictaluridae. The record is from RefSeq and is a predicted model, not a curated record. Gene Ontology annotation, biological process: ribosome assembly; ribosomal large subunit biogenesis. Gene Ontology annotation, molecular function: RNA binding.